AUGGCCAGCAAGCAGAAGCAGCAGGUAAAGAGCAAGAAGAUCCUUUCUAGAGGCUGUAUCACGGACCUCAUAGCCGACGGUAAAGUGAUUGUGAUCUAUGAUCAGGCUGUGCUCAAUCUAACCGCGUGGCUACCUUUCCAUCCAGGUGGGGACACUGCCGUUUUGCACAUGAUAGGCCGUGAUGCCACGGAUGAGAUGAAUGCCUACCACGACGAAGAAACGAUAGCGUCUUUCAAAAAAUGGAAAAUUGGCGAAAUCAACUACAGCUGGGAGAAUCUUUUACCACCAAUUCAAGGCGCAGUUUACAGCAAGAAGAGCUCGACAAAGGGAAUCGGCAGCUUGGACGAUAAGCUUGAUGUUGAUUCCUCGCUGUCGUCAUCGUCCUUGGAGAGCGGAAGCAACUCGGACGCGGAGUUGCUUUCCACGACCAGCUCUAUCUUGGAAGAGGUGCCAGAAACGACGCCUGUGCAGCAACACAUCAGGAAAAAAGUGAGCCCCGUGGUCCCUCAAAAUGUCAUUCCCAGGGACAGUAAUAUGAAUGCGUUGUUUCCCCUUGCAGAAUGCAAAUCCACUAUUGUCGAUCCCAAGCUAUUGAUGAUGGAUUAUGACAAUACACUCUCGCAGCGGGACAUGAUGCUGAUACCUUCGCUAGACUACGCUACGCAGCAGAAGCUAAGGGACGAGUACGUCGAACUACACAAUCUUAUAUCUAAAAAUGGCUUUUAUCAGUGCAACUACUGGGCCUAUGUUCGAGAACUCGUCAAGAUUGGCUCGCUACUCUUGUACUCGCUUUCGUUUCUCAAGUUGCGGUGGUUCAUCACGAGUGCGUUUUUCAUGGGUAUGGCGUGGCAUCAAGGCACGUUUAUUGCCCAUGACGCGGGCCACGUUUCAAUUACUCACAACUACCAAAUCGACAAUAUAUUUGGGAUGAUCAUUGCCGAUUGGUUUGGCGGUUUGAGUUUAGGGUGGUGGAAGAGAAACCACAACGUGCAUCAUUUAAUCACCAACGACCCCGUGCAUGACCCAGACAUUCAGCACUUGCCCUUCUUUGCCGUUAGUGUGCGUUUAUUUGGCGACGUUUACUCCACGUACUACGACAAGGUCUUGUGGUUUGACAGCUUUGCCAAAAAAUUGAUCCCCAUCCAGCACUACAUGUACUAUCCAAUCUUGUGCUUUGGCAGAUUCAACUUGUACAGAUUGUCCUGGACGUAUCUACUCGGGGGCGAGGGCCCCAUGAAAGGCCGGGCAGCGUGGUUUAGAUACUUUGAGAUUGCAGGAUUGAGUUUCUUUUUUUACUGGUUUUUCUACUUGCUCGUCUGCAAAUCGAUAGAUGGUGGAUGGAACAGAUUCAACUAUGUCUUGGUGAGCCACUUUGCCACGAUGUUGGUGCACGUGCAAAUCACCUUGUCCCACUUUGCAAUGUCGACGGCAGACUUGGGAGUAAGCGAAUCGUUCCCAUCAAGACAGAUCAGAACCACGAUGGAUGUCGACUGUCCUGAAUGGUUGGAUUUCUUGCACGGUGGCUUGCAAUUUCAAGCCAUCCACCACUUGUUCCCACGCUUGCCGCGCCAUAACUUGAGACAAGUGCAGCCGUUUGUGAUUGACUUUUGUGAAAAAGUUGGCUUGUCGUAUUCCAUUUAUGGCUUUGGAAAGGGCAAUGAGAUCAUUAUAAGUAAACUAGCCGAGAUUGGGAAACAGUGUUCAAUCUUGCUUGAUGCAACUAAAAAGUACGGUGGGGACAUGUACUGA
Messenger RNA from Lodderomyces beijingensis, 1749 nucleotides. Lineage: Eukaryota; Fungi; Ascomycota; Pichiomycetes; Serinales; Debaryomycetaceae. The record is from the annotation of a GenBank genome assembly.